Messenger RNA from Paecilomyces variotii, 1181 nucleotides. Its product is annotated as thioesterase family protein. The coding region runs from base 177 to 1019 and encodes 280 amino acids. Lineage: Eukaryota; Fungi; Ascomycota; Eurotiomycetes; Eurotiales; Thermoascaceae. The record is from RefSeq and is a predicted model, not a curated record. The transcript has 3 exons.
AUCCAACCAUGUUGUAUGAUCAAGGACCCAUUGACAAUAUUCCCCGCGAUCUCCAAAUCCACGCCACGUGACCUUGGGCAUUAUGCCUCGGUAGACUCUCCGAACGCUCGUCAGACAAUAUCUCAGUCCUCCGCAGGCGACAGCGACCAGCAGCAUUGACGAUACUCGCAGCAAAGAUGCCCUUUGCACGGAGCUUUCAAGCUCCAUUAUUAAAGCAGAUAUAUCCACAACGGCCGUUGGCAUUAUCACUAAGACCAACAAGACAGCUACUCUCGAAAAGAUGCAAUAGCUCAGCGACACCCCCAAUUGCACCGCCCUCACAAUCGCAAUCGCAAAAAUCUACUCGAUCGCGUCGCCUCCGCAACUUACUCUACAUCGCCAUAUUUGGUGGUCUGGGCCUAUCGCUCGGUAGCGGAAUAGAGAAGCUAAUAGCCUCCCCUCCGGUACCUGAUACGGAAGAAGACAUUACGUGGAGAAAAAGGAUAGAGAGGGAAUAUGAAUUUCUACCGGUCGUGCAGGCAUUAAGAAAUGAUCCGGACCUUGGAGGAGAGUGGACGGCCUAUAGCAAUUUUUCAGAUGAGGAGAAAGAACAUCGGUUGACGUCGGGGUCGUUGAAGGGGAGUAGGGGGUUGGCGUUGCAGAAACUCUUCUACAACGACAAGAAAAAGAGCAUCAUAAACGUCGUCUAUUUCGGCGGUGGUCUAGAAGGCUGGCCCACCGUUGUGCACGGCGGCGCCCUCGCAACUGUUUUAGAUGAGACGUUCGGCCGAGUCGCUGUUCGUAGCUUCCCUGCCAAAACGGGUGUUACGGCCAAUCUCAACAUCAACUACCGUGCUCGAGUUUCCUCGGGAUCUUAUUACACCAUUCAGGCGACGCUAGAUCCGAUAUUGAGCACGGAUCGCAAAGCUCAUAUGACGGCUGAAGUUCGUGAUCAGACAGGAAAGCUCUGUGUUGAGGCUACGGCGCUUUUUGUUGUGCCGAAGAAUAUACCGUUGAGGGCGAUAGGUGAUGGAUUUUGAGUGCGUCAAAUUUUAUGGACUAUGAUAAUAUAUUUUUGUAUAUAUGUGUAAGAAGGGUGACUAUCGUCUAGACUCUGUUGGGUUGUGUACAUAUACAGGAUGAUAGCCGGAUAUAUUUGACAGAAGAUAGAAUAUAUAUUUUCGGUUACUGAUGACAGCUAG